Molecule: messenger RNA, 1616 nt
Organism: Notodromas monacha
Lineage: Eukaryota; Metazoa; Arthropoda; Ostracoda; Podocopida; Cyprididae
Source: the annotation of a GenBank genome assembly
AGGGUGCCUGAGGACAACUCAACUUUCGAAGAAAAAACAAAAACAAAAUUUCGCAGCACGCCAAAGUGUAAUAACGAAUGCGCUGGAAAUUCACCUGAAAGAAAAAAAAAUCGAGUGGUGCGAAAGUUUCCGCCGUGAGGAGUUUAUUUUUGUUAUAGCCAUUUAAUCGUUUAUCGCGAUGACCCGGAUAACUCGAUGAAAGAAAUGUUUUCGACAAAUUACCCGACAUCAUCGUCUCCCGUGGCGGAAAUUCAUGUUUCUUCGCAAAAAUCAGUGAAAUCUGAGUGUCUUCUGCGUCGGCGACGAGUUGGUGCAGUAGAUGACUCGUCUGCUAUAAAAGAUCAUCAGCAGAGCGAAGAACGUCAUGUUCUCAGGAGUAGUAAUAGUCACGCUCUGUCGUGGAUUCGGUCCGGAGUUCUCGUCGUCAUGCGCAACGAUGCUUGCUGGCUUUCUUUGCUGCUGAUUAUUUUCGCCGGUGGUUCUGUCGGUGGUGCUGCUGAUGGUGGUCACAGCUGGGAAGUAGGUGCCACUGGAAAGACUUCCUGGUUCAGCAGCACCGACCACGUGCCUCAGCGAUUCCGAGCUUUCGUCCCACGCGGCAACCUCGUGAUGGCUUGGACCGGUGGCAUGACGCGUCGUCACAAGCGUUACGUGGGUCAAUUCGGCGACAUGAUACGUGUCGCAACUGGUCGUGAAGCGCUGCUUUAUAACGCCUACGGAAACUUCUGCGGACUCGGCGGAGACCCUUCACACGAACCCGUGGACGAAACUGAUGCGUGUUGCAAGGCACACGAUGAUUGCUACGAAGUCGUGGACACCGGAGUGUGUCGUGAAGCUUGGCUUCGAUCCAAGUGGCUCUACUACGAUUGGCAAGUCCUGGAAUCCGAAUCCGACUACAAACUGACAGACGCCGAGGAUUACAAACACGUCCAAUCAACCUUACCCAUCAGUAGUGAACCCGGAGACUUCCAACCCGGGAAUGAAACCCUCAUACUUAGACCCGCAGAAAUGCUGCCGAGAGAACUUGAAAUUCUGGCUCGAAUGGAGCAAGUCAACAAGACUUUGAUGGAAGAAGCCAUCGGGGCUGCUGAUGACAAUUCAUCCGUACCGACCAACAAAAGCCGCACUUUGGCGGAUUUGGCAUAUUUUCUCAUUAGCGGAUUCAACACUGAACAGACAGCCGUGAUUGAAAAUGUGCAGCAGGAGAAACGAACUCAAGGCAUUUUAUGCGUGAGCAAAGAUCCUUGCAGACAAGCGGUUUGUCAGUGCGACAAAAUAGCAGCAGAGUGUUUCGCAGCAAACGGAUACAAUGUGAAACACAAAAGAUCGUCUUUGCUGGACAUCUUCGCAUCUCAUCGAGACCCUCGCGACCGAAAACGUUUCAUGAAUUAACCCCCAUCGUAGUAUUUUUUUGUUAAAAAAAAAACUCGAAGAUUGAACGAUGAUUUUUUGUGAGCUUGUCCAAAAGGAAAAUUAUGUUACCGAUUUUUAUAAACCGGAAAAAAAUUCCAUUGGAUUGAGUGUAAAUUUUCGGGGGAAUAUUUCCGUACGCGUUUUUUGAUACUCCGGGUGCAGAAAGGGUCGUGGAGACAAAAACAUGUUGUAUUUCAAUAACA